ACCGGGGGGGAGUCAAUAAUAAUUCGAAUUUGAAAUAUUGUGAUACAAUCGUACAUUUUUCCAGAAGAAAAACCUUUGACUUGUAGAUAAAGAUAACAACAUACCUUAUUGAAGAGAUGGAUGACACAGCUGCAAAAGAAUCGAAAGAAUUAAUAGAUGAACUAAAACAGCAAUCCGCGGCAUUACAAACUACGAAAGAGGAAGAAAACGAUGAAUCGAAAAAUAAUGGGAAAAGUGAAGGCGGAUCCAGGGUAUACACCGAUCCCAACGACGGAACUCAGUAUGAAUGGGAUGAAAAUAAACGAGCAUGGUUUCCUAAGAUUGAUGAAGAUUUUAUUGCAGCUUAUCAAAUGAACUAUGGGUUUACACAAAACGAAACAAGCAGUAACAAAGACGAGGUCAAAACAGAAGCACAACCAACAAUGGGAAGCACUACUACCAAUAUCAAUAAGCCUCAAGAUGAAGUGAUCUCAAACAUUGGACAGAAAAGAAAAGGGAAGGAACCUCCAGCAUGGUUUGAAAUGGACGAAACCAAAAACACUAAUGUUUAUGUUUCUGGUUUGCAUGAAGAUACCACCGAGGAAGAGUUUGUCGAACUCAUGAGCAAGUUUGGCAUCAUCAUGGAAGAUUCUGACACCAGAAAACCAAAGAUAAAACUGUAUCGUGACAGUGAGGGUAAUCUGAAAGGUGACGGAAGAUGCUGUUAUCUUAAGGUCGAAAGUGUAGACUUAGCCAUCAAACUUUUGGAUGAAUCAAACUUCAAAGGAAGAACCAUAAAGGUUGAAAAGGCACAUUUCGAAAUGAAAGGAAAAUUCGAUCCGUCUUUGAAACCUAAAAGAAAGAAGAAAAAGAAAAAUAAGAAAGGCAAGGGUCAAGAUAAGUUGCUCGACUGGGUUGAGCGCGAGGAAAAAGUGUCAAAACUUGACAGAAUUGUGGUUAUAAAGAAUAUGUUUGAUCCCAAAGAUAUGGAAAAAGACCCAGGUUUGAUAAUGGAUCUUAAAAACGACACAAGGAAAGAAUGCGAGAAGUAUGGUGUUGUUCGAAAAGUUAUUGUUUUUGAUAGACACGAGGAUGGUGUCGUGUCUGUUGGGUUUGCCGAAAUGGAGCCUGCAGAAACCUGCGUAAAGGAAAUGAAUGGCCGAUGGUUUUCUGGGCGAAGGCUCGUUGCUCAGAAAUGGGAUGGUGUGACGAAAUACGACGUUGAAGAAACCGAGGAAGAAAAAGAGGAAAGACUUAAAAAGUGGGAAGAAUAUUUGGAAAGAAAGGGUGAAGAACAAGACGCUAAUUAAUUGCACUUUGUUAUAAAAUGUUCGGAUUGAUUUUCACCAAAGUGUUGAAUGUCAAAGAAAUGCGUUUCAUUACGGAUAUUUAUGAAAACUCGAAAAGAAUUUUUCACUAGGGGAAUGAGGACGACAAAAUGAACGUUUCGCUUAUAUCUGCAAGCACCAAACGGAUUGUAUAGCUACAUAUUGUGCUCAUUAUUCUUUUUGUGUACAUAGAUGAUGUCUUUUGAUGCAAUAAUGAAAGAAUUGUCAAUACUAAGUGAACGUGAAUUACAUCUUUAUAAUGGUG
Xenia sp. Carnegie-2017 is the source of this 1572-nucleotide messenger RNA. Its product is annotated as HIV Tat-specific factor 1 homolog. The record is from RefSeq and is a predicted model, not a curated record. Bases 117 to 1289 code for a protein of 390 amino acids. Gene Ontology annotation, biological process: mRNA splicing, via spliceosome. NCBI's taxonomy places the organism in Eukaryota, Metazoa, Cnidaria, Anthozoa, Malacalcyonacea, Xeniidae. Gene Ontology annotation, molecular function: RNA binding. Gene Ontology annotation, cellular component: U2 snRNP; U2-type spliceosomal complex. The transcript has 12 exons.